Messenger RNA from Lecanosticta acicola, 1638 nucleotides. NCBI's taxonomy places the organism in Eukaryota, Fungi, Ascomycota, Dothideomycetes, Mycosphaerellales, Mycosphaerellaceae. The record is from the annotation of a GenBank genome assembly.
AUGAUCAACAACUCCCGCCCGGAAUACGUCUUCAUACGCGUGUGCAUAGUCGGCCUACAGGCCAUCGCCCCUCUCGCCGUCCUCUAUACCGUCUUCGAGCUCCUCUUCUUGCCAGCACCCUCGCGUUUGCCGACAGCGCUGCGUAUCUGGCUGCGAGUCGAGGCAAUCUUCUAUCUCUUCCUCUCCAUCCCAUACCGAUCAUACUUGCAGCGAGAUGCUACCCACCCGCCCUUGAAAUCCAAACAAGACCGCCAGGAGCUCUUCAGCCGCGUGGUGAACAAUACGGAGAGAGAACAGCUCGAAAGACAUGUCUGCUUCUGGUUCAAGGGCGCCAAGUUUGAUGAGAUCGGUAGGGAGGAUAUCAAGAGUUGGGUUUCGUGGGCUUUCUUCGAAGGCAGAACAGAACAUCUCGACGAUGAAGAGUUGGAGGAGUACGUCCGAGGGCUUGAGGGAAUGCUAGGUCGCACUUUUCAGGAUGGCAAGGGAAAGGCUGUGCCACUGCGCUUGACGCUGGAUCCGAUUGAGAUGCAACAUCGAAGCUUACUCUGGUACCUUGUACGUAUCAUCAAUCCAAAUACCAUCGCGCCCCCUGUACUGAUUCCUGUUCGCAAGAUGGUUGGAAUUGUCGACCUCAUAACCUACGUCCGCAUGUGGUUUUACGGCUAUCAGUUUUACCGCCAAUCAUUGAGUGAUUUCUUGACUCUCUUUCCAUUUCGGCCUAUUGCUCUCACGGCGAGACACCGCUCACCUGCCAAACAUUUGACAUAUUGGCUUCGACCACACACGUCAAAGAAACGGCUGCCGAUUGUCUUUAUCCAUGGGAUAGGAAUCGGUACGUUCAAUCAAGACUACGGUCAAGACAUUCGCCCUUAUUUCCCGUGCUAAUCUCAAGCAGGUCUCUAUCCCUACGUCGACUUCCUGCACGACCUCCAAUCCCAAGACCACCAAGACGGUCAAGUAGGCAUCCUCGCCCUCGAGCUCAUGCCCAUAUGUUUCCGCAUCACCCACCCCAUGCCCUCCAAAGACAACCUCUGCGCCGAGAUCCUCCAAAUUCUCCGGUACCACAACAUCACCUCCUUCGUGCUCGCAACACACAGUUACGGAAGCGUAAUCACAACCCACAUGCUCUCCAACCCCACUCUCCAACCCAAGAUAUCCUCAAUCCUACUCAUCGAUCCGGUAACGUUUCUCUUACAUACUCCGGACGUGGCUUAUAAUUUCACAACCCGGAAACCAAAGGAGGCGAAUGAAUGGCAAUUAUGGUAUUUUGCGUCCAAGGAUCCCGGGGUGGCGCAUACGCUUGGGCGGCACUUUCAUUGGGCGCAGAAUGCGCUCUGGUUGGAGGAGGAAUUGGUACCGCUUGUGAGGCAGGGGUUGAGGGUUACUGUGAUCUUGUCUGGGAGGGAUUUGAUUGUCGACGCGGAGGCUGUGGGUAGGCAUCUUGCUUCUGGGGCCAGUAAGGCAGGGCGUGGCACGAUGAGUGAUGAUAGAAGUGAUGGGUGGAAGAAUGAGCCAUGGCAAGGCGAAGGGUUGGAACUCUUGUGGUUCGAAGAUACAGACCACGCGCAAGUUUUCGACUCCAAAACGAAGCGGAAGAGAUUGUUGCAUGUUGUGGCGAGGUACUGUACAGGCAAAUAG